Messenger RNA from Helicoverpa zea (corn earworm), 6553 nucleotides. RefSeq names its product tripartite motif-containing protein 2-like. Gene Ontology annotation, molecular function: ubiquitin-protein transferase activity; protein binding; zinc ion binding. NCBI's taxonomy places the organism in Eukaryota, Metazoa, Arthropoda, Insecta, Lepidoptera, Noctuidae. Gene Ontology annotation, cellular component: nucleoplasm; chromatin. The transcript is spliced from 12 exons. Bases 537 to 2618 code for a protein of 693 amino acids. The record is from RefSeq and is a predicted model, not a curated record. Gene Ontology annotation, biological process: positive regulation of DNA-templated transcription.
ACAGUUCAAUUGUUUAGGUGUGAUGGUAAGGUUAAUGGUCGAUACAAAAUAGUUCAUACGAAUAUUUGGGUAGGGAUUUUCAUCAAAAUAUGAUUUAGUCAAUAACAAAUCAUCAAACCGUUUUCUUAAAAUAGUACUACGCUUAAUCCGUCUACGAUUAUGUUACAUCGGUGUAGAAUCUAUUGUAAUGAAGUUUCUUUGUCAUGAGAAUAGUUUCUCUAUAACUAUCGAUCGAUUACGAAAGAGCUUUUAAGUUUUACAUUUUUAAAGAUAGUUGUGGCUUUUAAUAAUUUAAGGAAGUUGUUUAAUAAAUAAGUAAAGAUGUGCAGAGUUCACUGUGUAUAUAAUUAAGGAGUGUGCGUGAUUGUAAAGUUGCUAACGUGUUAAUAAAAUAUGUGUUUACGUUCGCUUUUCGUUCUAUUCACGCGUUCAAUUUACUUAAAAAAGUCAUAAAGCUAGUAAUUGUUAGUGUCGCUUCGUGUAAUAUGAGAUACGUAGACUGAGCCAUAUCGUAAAUUGUUCCUGAUAUCACGUCCAUGUAUUGUUGCUCCUUCCUUUCACGGUUGGGCGUCGGGAUGGCGAGCAUGAGCUCCACGCUCGUCGAAACCGUCUCCAUCAACUACGAGGACUUUAACGAGAGCUUCCUCACCUGCGGCACGUGUUUAUGCACUUACGAUGGAGGGGAGCACACGCCCAAGCUUUUGCCUUGCUCGCAUACAGUCUGCCUACACUGCCUCACACGAAUAGCUGCCUCACAGACUAGAGACGCCGGCAGUUUCCGAUGCCCCAUCUGCCGGGAGCUCAUCACUAUACCGAGAGGCGGGGUGGCAGCUCUCCCGCCAUCCUUUCUCGUCAACCAACUCCUCGACUUAAUGGCCCGACAGCGAAGGGAAGUCAUCCCACAGUGCAGCUCGCAUCCAGGCAGAGAACUACUUUUCUGUGAAACCUGCGAUUGCGUGUUCUGUCGACACUGCGCCGACGGCCCACAUAGCGACACCCCUUGCGAUCACACCGUUGUACCCUUCUCUAUAGCCUUGAAGAGAAUGUCCGAAAUACUGUUGUAUAGAGCUAACGAGUGUUUAAGUAAACUGGGUUCAGCGAGAGAUGCGGUGGCUAGCGAACUGAGGCGACUCGAAGCGGCGGCGACGGCAGCGGACGAAGCGAUAGACCGACAUUUCGCAGAACUGAAGGCAGCGAUCGAUAAACGUCACAGCGAAUUGAAAUCGGCCGCAGCAGCUGCCGCUACACAUAAACGAAAAUUGCUCGAAGAACAACUGAAGUUGAUUGACGCGGAAAAGGCUAAGGUGGAAGCAGAAUGUUCAGGUCUCCAACAACAGGUCGAAGUUCGCGAAGUCAGCAGUCGGGCAGCCGCCCUGGGAGCCCGGCUAGGCGACGCCGCGGCUCUCGCGGAACCAAGGGAAAAUGCCUUCUUAGCCGUGGACUUUGCGCAUAAUGACGCUCAGCAAAGAUUUGCCGAAGCGUUAGCCGAGUUGGGCAGGGUUAGGACGAGUACCACGUUCCCGGGGCUUUGUACGCUGCAGUUAGAAUCGUUAUGCGUAUGCGGUCUAGAAGUGGUGGUGGUACUUCGAACAGUGGACUACCACGGCGAGGCGCGCAGCACGGGCGGCGACCCCGUCAGCGCGGCCGCCACCGUAGACGACGCGCCGCUGCCUUGUACGGUCACUGAUCUCGAUACUGGACUCUACAGGAUCUCGAUGAGACCAUGGUCAGCAGGCGCAUUAGCAGUUCGAGUGCAGGUGUUCGCGCGAGGAGUUCGGGAUUCGCCGCUCCGCGCCAGUGUGGCGCAGUCCGCCGCGCCCGAGGCCGUGUGGGGCGCCCGCGGCACCGGCAAGGACCAGCUCAGCCAGCCCGUCGCGCUCGCCAGAUGUCCGAAGCGACGGGAGAUCUACGUGCUAGACGCGGGCAACUCGCGGGUCAAAGUGCUGGAUGACGAGACGUUCGCAUUUAAAACGCAUAUCGUUAACGAAGGUUUAGCUGGUCGAAGUUGUACAGGUAUAGCGGUCACUGCUGAAGGCAUUGUGGCUGUCAACUGGCGGACGCGAACACUCACUGAGGUGACGGCAGAUGGUACAACGCUACGUACAAUUCGUUCGGAGCGUCUGGUAGAGCCGGUAUGUGUGGCGGCCGAUCCUGUGACGCGGCGUUUGGCCGUCGCUGACAAUGGAGCCAGAGCUGUGUUUCUGUUCGACAGCCAGGGGAAUAUUGAGAGAGAGAUAGGCAACGGCGAGUUGGGUCUAGUCGGCGGUCUCGCGUUGUCAGAAGACUUACUAAUCAUAGCAGAUGUGGCAGUCAGGGUUUACGAUACUGAAGGAAAUCUCAAAAAUGUGUUUGCACCAGUGCCUAAAGGUCGCGGCGGCUACGGCGGCGUCGCCCUGGACUCGGGCGGCGACGGGUCGCGGCACAUCGUGUGCACGCGCGCGGUGCGCGGGCGGCCGGCGCUGCUGGUGCUGGCCGCCAGCUCCGGCCGCCUGCUGGCCGCCGCCGAGCUGCGCGACCGCAAGCCGCGCCGCGUGGCCGGGCUCGCGCUGCUGCCGGGACGACGAGCGUUGCUGGCGGAUCUUGCUGCGGAUUGUCUCAGGCUGCAUACUUAUUGGUGAAUACCUAAAGAGAGCUUCAGGAGUCGCGUAUACAGUGAGAGGGAGCAGUCGAGCGCUGGGAGCGCUGCGUAACGAAUUUCAUGCUAGUCCAAUAUUAUAACGGAGAAUCGAACUGUUGGCCAUAAUCACGGACUGCGAGCAGAUACUUGCACCAAAGUCUUUAGUCGGCCGGCCGGCCACUGCGUUAUUCAAUACUUUAUUUUUAGUACUUACAGUAUUUAUUUCGUAUUAAGUUGAUUAGGUUAUUUUCUAAAACGUUUACUUUGUCGAUUUUAGUUCGGCGCUUAUACGGAAUUUGACAAUAUUAUGACUGAUUUUGAUUUUUAUGUAUUUUCGUUUUACUUGUUCGCCAGUUAUAGGGGCGUCGGACCGUGAUGGUUACUAAUAUUAAAAUAUUUCGUGCACUGUAUUGUUUAAGUGUAACUGGAUGAUCCACCGUGCAAUCGGCGAUGUUUGAAUUAGUCUUUAAUUCUUGUCAAUGACAUAAUCACUUUAUUUAUUUUAGUGCAUCAAAAAAUGUUGUUGGCGAUUCUAACUUCGCUUUAACUAGUCGUAAGACGCGCGCAUUUAUUUUUAAACAAACUUUAGUUAGUUCGUUCACUACUAAUCGAGGAAAUUUAAAAUCUCACACAAUAAUGAUGAUGAUUAGCGACAAUAUUUAUGAUAAAGUAUGUAUUAAGAGUAUUGGUCGUAUGCCUUAACAACUGAUACACGCUAGAUGACGAAAUAUGUAAUUGUAAAUCGAUGAGUUUGCGUGACAUAUCCAGUAGAAUGGUUUAGUACGCUUAGUUUAGUAUGUUGUUAUUAGUUUGACGGCGAUAUUGCAGGAGUCAGAUAGUGUGACAGACCUGUUAUGUACACUCAUAAGAUAGCUGCCAGAUAAACCUUACGAUUUGGACAACUAAAGAGCAGUACUGAAUUAUACAGAUUUAGCCGUAAUAUUAGUGAAAAGCUGUAAUCAAUGGAAUUCAUCAAAAUAUACUUGUGCAGUAGUCAUCUUUCGACAAUAGCCGUUGUUCCACUGAGUUCCUCCCUUCGAUUUAUUGCAAUAAAUCAUUUAGAAAGCGAUUGUGAAAUGAAACUAGAUUUAAUAUUUACUUUUAAAACCGGCGUGUUCGUCGUUAUUAAAUAACUCGGUAUAGCCUAAACGUAGGUUUUAUCUGGUCGCCCUAAUAAAUACCAUAUUAAGUGCUAAAUAUAGACAGCUAAAUGAAAUAGCUAUUUAUGUGAUCAUUAACAAAAUAAUAAAAAUCUUAUUCUUCUCUAAGUAAUAGAUCUUGAAGUGUCAACUUUAUCAUUAUUCAAUGAAAAUUCUAAAUCACUUUUCAACUUAAAUUAGUUGUUUUUCGAUUAUUCUCGAAGAUUUGCUGCCAUAUUUUCGAUUAAUGACCAAAUGAUUAAUGAGUGACAGUAAUCGUGUGCUAUUUAUAAAUCUUUAGCGAACAAAAUUAAAUAAUAGCAUAUAAUAGAUACUCUUUGAACUGAAUUUGUAUAAAAAAAUAUCAUCUUUAUGGAUUGCUCAAAAUAAUAAAAAAAAAUACUAACAUCAUAUCAUGGUCAAAGCAAAUUGUUUCAUAUAAUUAAACUAAAAUCCUGCAAAUUUUUAAGUACUAAAAUCUGAUUAGCUUUAGUAAAUUUCUCUUCGCUAUAGUUUAGUGACGUUGACUGUUUAUUCGAGCUAUCGUUAAUUCGUAUCAACUAUGAAAAUAUAUAUCAUACUUUUACUCUUUCUGAAUUGAAUCUAAUAUCCGAAAGUAGACCAGAAUGAAUGGAAUAUAUGAGUUAUUUCUUGAUUGUAUUAAAUAAUUUUGUAUCACCGUUUUUGGCUAUAUAUUAAAUACAUACUUAGUUUUCAACCGUAAUAAGCGAUUUAAAUAAAAUAAAAAGUUUCCUAUGAUUCCUUUAGGUACCUGAAUUAGAUCUUUUCAACAUCAAAGAAAAUAUGAAUAUUAACAAAAAAAAGUAACAUCAUUUAUUCAUCACGUGAGCAUGCAAUUUACAUGUCACAAAAUUUUAAUUUUAAUAACGGUAUUAACAUGACAAAUUACCUGUUAUCCGUUUUUCAACCUAGACAAUACAAUAUUUUAUCAUUGUUUUAACGCUAUUGAUGAGGACGUCAUCGUCAUUCAAACAAAGGAAUCUCAUAAAAAUAUAUUAUUUUCAUGUGAAAUGUAAUCAAGACAUUCGCAUUAAAAUUAGCAUUAAAAUAUAUGACAUAAUAUUUUAUUGCGACAGCUGUACUACUUUGUUAAAUAAUACGCGUAUGUGCGCAUUAUAUGAACAGAAAAAAAUAUGUUUGUUUAUUGACGACGAAAUGUGUUAUCUUACACGUGCGGAUCUGAUUGGGAUCACAUCAUUUUAUUUAUAAACAAAAAAUCUCAGAAAAUUCACUUAUUAAAAUUCAUAUCAAAAUGUGCGAGUAAAGUUACUAUAAACACAGUCGCGUAAAUAAACACAAUAGCAUUUUCUAAAUUGUUAUACCAUAUCACUAAAUAUUUCAAAAACGUUUUAUGCAAUAAACUUUAACAGGCGUGUCGAUGCCAUUUUCCGACAUGUUAUUGCUAAACAAGCCAUAGUUAAGAAAAUUAGCAUAGUGCGUGAAGUCAAAACGUGAUUGGCAUGUAUAAUUUAGAAAUGCGCGUAUGCGCUUCAGAGGAAUUAUUAUUGAGUUACAAAAGUACAGUUGCAAAUAUACACCUUAAUAUGACCUUAAAAGAAAAUAUUCUGGGUCCCAAGCGAAUUAUUGUUUCUUUGGUAAUUCACUUGACAUUUUCUUCCGUUGGUGCUGAUCCCUUGUCAUAAAUUCUGUUUAAAUGUGUCAACGAUAUAGCAGAAUACGGACACACAUUUCAAAGUAAUAAAUGUUUCCUUGAGUAGAUAUAAAGACCACGUCAUUACUUCUAUUUAAGUUCAUUUAAUAUGCCAUAAUUAGUGUGAACAUACAGCCAGAUAUAAUGUUUCAGAGCAAAGUCCUAAUUGUAGCUGUCAUGUUCCCAUUAGUCUCUCGAAUGUAACAGUUAUAAUACAUACGAUACUUAUUUUUAUAACUACAUAGUAUUUAUUAUCAUGUGUUAGUUCUUCUAUUCAGUUAAAUGACGUAGGUAAUAAAGUUCCUUCUAAGUUCAUCUCUCCGCAGUUGCAUAACGUUUAUGACCUUUGAUUGCAAUACUAUGUUUGCAACUUACAUAACCAAUGUUUAUUUUAUAGCAUCUAUUCAAGCCCUGUUUGUUCUUAUACCCGCUGUUUACACAAAAUAUGAUAUUACGGUUACCAGCCUUACAUAAAAUUUAUCUCGUCUAAUAGUUAUGAUUAUAAACUUAGAUAUGUGUAUUGUUUGUAUGUUGUGUUACGUUGUGUGCUCGUGUUGUCGUGAACAAUUUCAGCUUUAAAAAUUGAUAAACCGAAUUACUUUUAGUGUUGUCUAAUAAAAAUUGUUACUUACAUACAUUCUGUCGUCACAACUCGCUUACACUGCCUUUAUUUUGUUGAAGCAUUUAUCAAUAAGAUUUCACUUUAAAAAACUCUUUCUGCUUACCCUUCUUAAAAUUAAUCAUUAUCAGUACACUAUAUCUAUAGAUAGUUAUUGGGAUAGAACAGUUCAACAGCAGAUUGGUACAAAAUAAUAAUAAAUAGUUAUGAUGUGUAAUUUCUUUGCAUUAGAUGUAAACUGUUUAAAUGAAUCAAAGUAAGAAGUGUUCUAUUGUUUUUAAAGAUGAAUAAAUCUAUUUUGGCACUAGAUCGACUAUUUUCAGACAAAAAUGAUGGAAUUGAUAGAGGACUCAUUUAUUGAUUGUAUGUACGCCUAAAAGCUAAAGUAUAUUUAUUUAUCAGAAGCUGUGAAUCUGUACUUAAAUUAUAAUCACAGAGUAUCUCAGUGUAAUGUCGAUAACGUCACUUUUGUGCAAAACAAUAAAGUUAAAUUGAAAACAUUAAAA